AUGCCUUCCAAACUCCAAGAUUAUGACAUCCUCAGUGAAAUAGGAUCUGGCUCAUAUGGAACUUGCAAGAAAGUCCGACGUAGAACCGAUAACAAGGUACACUACAGUAAUACACAAAACUCCUUCGAUCCUACUGCAUCUGACACUCCCGUACUGCGACUAAAUUUUGCAGCCUAACUUUCAUUGUACGCUUGAGCUUGUGGAAUUAAAAGAAGUAACCGUAGAAAACCUUAAUAACAAUUUGUCCCCCCGUUAUGGAACCUUGGAACAAAGUUGAAGUCCAUGGGUAAAAUUUUUCCAUGAGCAAAUUCACCAGCAAAAUUUGUCGUAAAGAAUUCCGUCGUAAACAUUGCAGUCACACCAGUUGUUGAUGUUGACCUUCAAUAUUGUGAUUCUCUGUUAUAUUUCUGAGACAGAAGCUUAAUUUUCCUACCUGCCUAUGUAGCUCAUUGUAACUCAGGUGCAUAGGCCAAGUAGGCUGGUUGGCUCAAGACCAACUUACCGUCUAUUCAACAAAAGUUGAACAGAUGUCUAGUGCAUGGAUAAAGUUGAAAGCAAAGGAAGAGAAUUGCACGGCUGUUUUACAUUAAGGUGAUAUUACACGAGAUGAUUUGCAACAACAAUUUUCAGCACAACACAGCGCAAUGUUGCAAGAAUGCUGGGAUGCUGCAUUGCACUAAAAAUCGUUUCGAAUUGUCCCGCUGUGUGACAUCACCUUUAUGCAUUCAAUAUUAAAUUUCAGGGUGCAACUAUUGUAACUGGGUCCACCUAGACAAAGUUGACCAAUCAGAUUCACGAUAAUAACAAUACAUCCUAAAAAAGUUGGUUGUAGGCCAAUCACCAACUCAUAAUUUAGAAACAAUAAGUUACUCGAAGCACAAAAUUUAAAUAUGGAUAGCAAACAUUUUUCAAGAAAGCAAUUUUUUUUACAGGACAAUCUUUUUCUAUUUGAAACUUUACAUGCAACACCCAGGGGACAUGUGUUUGACCCAAGCUGUUGUUUUGCCAUCUACUAGCAAUUUCUUCACUACCAUUGCUGUAGCUUGCAAUAAAUAUGUGACCUCAAGUUAAAAAUAUGACUAACGUUUACAUUCCAACAGACCUCUCAGGAAACAUAGGCUUUCUUCAGUGGGUUUACAAGGUCACAUCUGUAGGUUGUAAUUGGUUGAUUUUAAUCCAUGUUGUUGAUUUCAUUCGGAGGCAAGGUUUUAGCCAGAAGGGUGUCCAGCAGUCCCAUGAAUGCCCAUUUUUGGAAGAAAUACAAGGAAUUUAUUCAAUUAAUUUCCUAUAAUUUUAUGGGAAAACAUGCCUUCUGGACGGCCAGUUUUCAAUGUCUGGCUGAAAGCCUGUUACAAGGUAAUGUUUGACAACUAACUUUUUGGGAACGUAUUGUUAUUUUCCUGUCAUCCAAUAAAAUAUUAGUUAACGUUGUCCAGGUGGCCCUGGUUAUAGUAGUCACACUGUAACUUGUUCAGCAAAAAUUGUUGAACAAAUCUUUCGAAUUGCUUUCACAGAAUUGAACUUCCUAACAUUUUCCCAGAAACUAUUGAGAGAGUGUUAGGGAAUUCAGCCUUUUCGCCCUUAAGGUGUUUGCCUAGUAAACUGCACUUAUCUCCGACAGCCUGGCUGUUACGGUAAGUUGCAAUGAGAAGUGUGACCAUGAAACAGCAACAUAAGGCAGACAAAAAUAAUGGUAAAAAAUGACCAAAAGGUGGAUUGAAACUAUUAUGACAGGAAAGAAGUAAAUCGCAGACAGUUCGCAACAUUAAAAAAAACAAACCACACUUUGUUCAACUGUAUACUGCAGAUUCUAGUCUGGAAAGAACUUGACUAUGGCAAAAUGACAGAAGUAGAAAAACAGAUGCUUGUCUCUGAAGUGAAUCUCCUAAGAGAAUUAAAGCAUCCACACAUUGUACGGUACUAUGACAGAAUUAUUGACCGUUCCAAUACAACCAUUUACAUUGUGAUGGAGUUUUGUGAAGGAGGAGACCUUGGAGCAUUAAUAGCCAAACACAGGAGAGAAAAGUAAGUCUCGAAGAUAUUAGCUAUAUAGUGAUAUUAGCUACUCUAAAACUCGAGUUAAAAUAAAGGUUAUGUAUGUAUGUAAGUCAUGUGCAAAUUAUAAAAAUUUGGGGAUUAAUACAGUGUUCCAGAUAAGAGACAGGUCUCACGUCAAUGACCCGACAAAGAAGGCUCCCUGAUCCGACAGAUGACAUAUAUAAGUGUUAAGUUAAAUAUAACGAAAAAAAUUAACACAUGGUCUUGGUGACCUCUCAGAUGGUCUACAUGACUUCCCCCUGCAAAGAAUUAACUGGAAUGCUGUUAAUAAUAGUUUUGUUGAGACCAUUUCUGGUAAUCAAUAAUAUCAGACAUGAGGAUUGAGGAGUGUUUCAUUUGGAUUGAAAAUAUAGUGGCUUUUGGGGAUAAGUUUAGCAUUGGUGUGGUAGUUAAGGUCACUCAUAGUCUGACACUAUGUCCCUUUUUACCCUGCCCCCCCACCCCCCCCCCCCAAUUCUUGCCAUUCAAUGCUACCAAAUAAUAAAAAAAAGUUUCCUUAUGUUGGAAGCUAUGAUCCUGAUUUUCAACCAGAAAUCUUAAAUUUAUACUUGUUAGGAGAUACAUGGAUGAGGAAUUUAUUCUCAAGAUUAUGCACCAGCUGGUCAGUGCACUGCAGGAAUGUCACCGCAGAAAGGAUGGUGCGCAUGUUUUGCAUCGGGAUCUGAAGCCAGCAAAUGUCUUCUUGGACAGCAGUGAUAAUGUCAAAUUAGGAGAUUUUGGAUUAGCAAGAGUUCUUCAACAUGACACCAGCUUUGCUAAAACGUUUGUUGGGACUCCUUACUACAUGUCACCAGUGAGUAAUAUACAGUUAAACCUCUCAGUAAUGGGCACCUUGGCAAUGCCUUGGGGGCAAAAGAGAGUGGCUGUUAUAGGGAGGUAGGAGGGUGGGGGGAGGGGGGGUACUAAUAUGACACCUGUUUUUUACUGGGGGAGAGUAAAAUAAUAAAAUUUUAUUUUGCCAAGUUCAUGCUUACCAGUGUAGUCUACAAUGGUGAUCCAAUCAUAAAUAAAUAUAUAUGGAUAAAAUACACAAUAAACUUUAAAUAAUGUCUUGAAUCAAAAUCAUGUUAACAAGAGAGCAAGGCUUGCAAAACAUUCACUAUAAAUCUUAUAGAUAUAUUAUAUCAAACACAAUCAAAAUAAGUAUAACAUUUUGGUUGUAGAAAUGUACUGUUCCAAAAACAAAUGUUGAUUACUGGAUCAGUUUAUACAACGUUCGCAUUGCAGAUGUUUUAUUUUCUUUUAAGUGACAUAAAGCUGUUGUCCAAUAUUGUUGGCUAUAAAUUGCAGUAAUGAGAACCCAUAUUAAAUGAAAUUAAAUCAUUAUUUUAUUCAGUCUCUCAGCACUUAUGUCAUAAGGAGUUUCCUCUGUACUAAAGAACUUUUGUCAGCAGUAAACAGAAAUUACUUGUUACAUUUACUAAAUUGAAUGGACAGGCACUUAAUCCAGACCAAAUUAUUGACUCAUUUUCCUACAUAGUCUCUGACAUGUAGAUUCAAUUUGUUUGCAGGAACAAGUAAAUAAGCAAAAUUACAAUGAAAAGUCAGACAUCUGGUCGCUUGGAUGCCUGGUUUAUGAGCUUUGUUCAUUGUCACCACCCUUCACGGCACUAAAUCAAAGGAGUCUUGAGGCCAAGAUCAGAACUGGAAAAUUUCGCCCAAUCUCUGAGCGUUAUUCACAGGAUCUAAGUGAUGUAGUGAACUCAAUGCUUAAAGUAAAUGUAAGAAGUACAAGGAUAAUAAUGUCAGUGUUUGAUGUCUUUCUCUUUCAAAAAUUGUUUGAUUUAUAUGAUUAUUUAAUAUUAUUGCUCUGUAUGACCUUAAAUUUUCUGGCACACAGGAGGAACGCAGACCAUCAAUAGAUAAACUUCUUGGUUGCUCGAUUUUUCAGAGGUUUCAAAGAGAUUCAGAUCCAUCGUGAGUACCAAGUUUCCUUUGAUUUGGUCAAUUUACUGAGCAUUUAACUUUUUCCAUGAAACAAUAAGGGACUGCUAGCGAUCUACAGUAUGUGCAAGACUGUGUUCAAGCAGAACCCUGGCAUUCCCUGUUGUCUUACUCCACCUUUGGGUGCCAAAUAAAUCUCAGUGUUUGCACAAGGCAUUAAUAAAAAUUAUUAUAUGGCUACAGUACACACGCUCUGAUUGGCCGUUUUCUUGUAGUGACUUGGCAUUAUUUUGUUGUAAUGACCUGGCAUUACAAGCUUGGUGUUUAAGGCAUAUACAAUCUGUAUUUACAUUGAUAGUGGACACCCUUAUGAACAUCCAUGUUAUAGUCAAUUGACAGCUGUCAUAAAGGGUAUCCACCGACCAAUGCCACCUGAAUGUGAUGGUGGGCUCAAUAUUGUACAACUCAUUGAGGUGCUGUGUUUUCUUAAAGUUGUCUGCUGACCAGUUGGCUUUAAUAAAUUGAUCACAGACUCGGGUCCAAAAUGAAAAGGCCAUAUAAUAAAUAACUUAUUAACCUUGCCCAUCGGUCAUUGCAGGGAAAUCACAGAUCUCAACCUUGAUGUAUUGACAUGUAUUGCUAUCGCUCGGUCAAUACAUCAAGGCCUCAGUCUGAGAUUUCCCUAGCUGUAAUGACCUCACUCUUGGUUAAUAAGUAGUAUGUAUUGACUCACAUCAAGUGUUAUGUCUCUGUGAAUUUGCAUUUCAUUAACAAGUGGGAUGAGCCCAAAAACCUACAUGUAUUGUUAUCCAGAAUAUUUUCUUCAAUUCACCAGGGCACAAAAUUGUGUCGCAUAUUCUUAUACAUGUAUUUGUUUGUUCCUUAAGAAAUGAUGGAAAGAAGAAAGAGGAAUUCCUCAGAAGAUGGGAAAGACAACUUACUGAGAAACAGAAAGAAUUGGACAGUAUGUAUAUACUUUAAUAGUACCAAAUGAAAUUAUUUCAAAUCAGUGUCAUUUAAGUGUUGUUUGUAUGGCAUCUACACAGUCGUAACUUCAGUUCACAGCAGCUAGGUAUGCUGUACAUUAAAAAAUUAUUAAUUAGCACUAUUCAUGGAAUUCUUUACCCACAGGAAGAGAGAAAAUGCUUUUAGAGAAAGAGAGAGCUGUAAGCGAAAGAGAAGAUAAAGUUACAAGGUACUUGCUGCUAAAUUAUUUUCUUUUGAACCAAUGGCACAGUAAGCUCACAACAAUUAGCAAAUAAAAGAUCAUUGUGGGGUUUCUGGUGCCUCUACUGUGACCGGACCCCCUGGCAGUAAACUCCUUCUAUAUUCCAGUUGAAUUAUCUUCAUCACGAACAAUUUCUUGAAAGUUAGACAGAUCUUUACCAGAUCCGUUCAGCCGUAACAGUUGCUGUUAUUUGCAACCUCAUUUUGUUGAGGAUGAAAAAAUUGCUCCUUUAGUUGGAGGGACGUGUGGGGAGGCUGAUCAUGGUUUCUGAAUUCAUUCAUGUUCGUCAACCAGCAAUGAACCAUGAUCAGCUGAUCAGGGCUACUUGUACCACCUUCCCCCAAUUUAUGGAACAAUUUUGCAGCCUCAUAAAAGUGAUGCUACGAACAACAGCAAGCACCACUAAUGAAGAAAUCGCACUAUUUGCUUUAGUUAUUAAAUCUUUUUUAACGUCCUUGUUGCCAUUGCUGUCAUCAGAUCUUAAUGUUCCUAUUGACGGUGUAUCUCAUCACUGAGGAAUUGUUUAAAUUCACCUUAAUUUAAUCACACUUUUAACUGUUUUUUUUUUUCAACCUAAUGAAAAUAACCUUGGAUUUGCAUACAGCUAUUUCGAGAAAGGUUGUCGGAAAAAGUGCACGCGACAAUCCCGAAAGGUGGGUGGUUUUGAAUUCACUGUUCUCCAAAGAAGUUUGAAAGAAUGACACGAAAGGCCAUGGACGUAUGUUUGCAGGAGCUCAAAGAAAGCAACAAAAGUAGGUUCGACAGCUACAGUGUCAGGAACAGUGUAUUGAUCAUAUCCCAUAUUGCCUUUCGGGAUCGUCACGUGCACAUUUCUCUGACAACCUUUCUCGAAAUAGCUGUAUAAAAAUGGGCUGAAACUUGGCUAAUGGUACUCUGUUUUCAACUUGUAGGGCUGAAACAAACCAACGUCACCUUGGUUUACAGGAGGCUCAUCCUUUGCUUCCCAAGAGGCCUUAUUUGUAUGGGAACCUAGGAAUGGACAAAGAAAAUGAUUUGCUUGUCAAAAGAAAAUAUGCAUUUGAACCUGAAAGUCGAGGAAAACUGUUUGAUGAUAUGACAAACAAUGGUUUUGCAGUUGGUCGACAUCUACCUGAACUAGGAUUUGGACAACAGAAUCUUCCUCAUGGAUACAUUCGGCCAAGAAUAUUAUCUGACUUCCGAUAA
Molecule: messenger RNA, 6355 nt
Organism: Porites lobata
Lineage: Eukaryota; Metazoa; Cnidaria; Anthozoa; Scleractinia; Poritidae
Source: the annotation of a GenBank genome assembly